Molecule: messenger RNA, 459 nt
Organism: Lactuca virosa
Lineage: Eukaryota; Viridiplantae; Streptophyta; Magnoliopsida; Asterales; Asteraceae
Source: the annotation of a GenBank genome assembly
AUUAUAAGUACUCAUACGUUAUUAGUGCAUUUUGCGCAUUGUAUGCUUGAUAUAAAUGUGCAAGUAGUUCAUAAUUACAAGCAACUACCUGCAAAUAUGGUGCACAUCGAGCACAACAAGAUUAGCCUUUGCCUUAUAAUACUGUCGUGCUUUUUAAACCAUGCAUUAUGUGCACACUCCAUUUCAUCACAAAAUCAAAACAUAAACAUAAAUAAUGAUAUACUAAUAGGCGUGGGAAUCAUUCUAGAUAUGGAGUCACCAAUGGGGAAGACCAUUCACAGCUGCAUUACCAUGGCGAUAUCUGAUUUUUAUGCUCUUCGUCACAGCUAUAAAAGAAGGAUAGUUAUUCACACUAGGGACUCCGAGGGAGAUCCAGAUAAAGCUCUUUCAGCUGUAUAUAAUCUGCUGAAAAAAGCGAAGGUGCAAGCUAUCAUAGGCCCAGAAACGCAUCUUCAGUGA